Molecule: messenger RNA, 1632 nt
Organism: Candidozyma pseudohaemuli
Lineage: Eukaryota; Fungi; Ascomycota; Pichiomycetes; Serinales; Metschnikowiaceae
Gene: NDT80
Product: transcription factor
Exons: 1
Coding region: 1-1632 (543 amino acids)
Biological process (GO): meiotic cell cycle; positive regulation of transcription by RNA polymerase II
Cellular component (GO): nuclear chromosome
Molecular function (GO): DNA binding; DNA-binding transcription factor activity
Source: RefSeq, a predicted model, not a curated record
AUGGGGCUAUCGACAGAAGACCAUCUCCAGGACGACGUCCAUUUUGACGACGACGAGGGUCUUCCCCAGAAUAUCCCUUCCUACCCACUGUCCGAUAUCCACUCCUUGGACUCCCAGAACUCCUCCAUCCUCACCCAACACCACCCUUCUCUGUCGGAUUUCUCCUCCUCCAGGGCCCCUUAUAAUGCCAAAUAUCCUCCUCAGCUCCAGAGAAGACUCCCCCGGGCGUUUCCCCUGGCAACGGUGCUGAACCAUCCCGGUUCCACUCACGAGAUCAUGGGCCAGCAUGACGAUAAUUUGCACUCCCCUUUGACCCAUGAGCAACCCCAUCCUAAUCACGAUCUGUCUACUGUCGGUCAGGAUUACCCUCCGCAGCAGGUGCCGCUCCACGGUCUCUCAAUGCCCGGUCUUCUGUCCAAACCGGCCCUGAUACCCCAUAUCCAGGCGCCAUUGCAAUACCAGUUUGCCGGUCAGAUGCCCCAGCCUUCCAUGCAAAGCCAGCCCCAGCUAAUAAACAUCCCCCACAUGCCCCAGCAGUACCCACAGAUGCCACAAUACACUCAGCAUCUUGCUCAACUGCUUCCUCCCCAGCCUUCCCACCAGCAUUCCCAGAUUCUUUCUUCCAGCAUGCCCAUAACCAGUCAGCUGCCUCAGAUGUCGGCUCAACACCACCAGCACUACCUGCCUCCGUUGCAAGGCAUGCACGAGCCGCCGUACCUGAAUUCGUCGUAUGCUACCCAGAAGCGCCACAGUGAGGACGAUAUCAGCGACGGUACCAAGCAAAGAGUUGCACCCAGGAGAGCAGACUUGUUCCGUGUGGGACCGCCAUUUUCUGAGGCAGUUGAGCACAGACCCAUUUUCCGUGGUGACACCCAUGAGAGACUCACUCCCCACAUCGAGGCCCGUAUAGAUAGAGGGUUCGAGUUGGCUGGCUCGGGGAAUUGGAUUGGCUACAAGCGCAAUUACUUCACCAUGGUGGUUGCAUUUGAUCUUGGAAUCGACUUUUCCACAUUCACAAACACUACAUUUUACACUUCUAGAAACCUGGCCGUGGGCACCGAGGAUGUCCCAAUUAAUUAUUUUGCGCUCAACAUUGAGGCCAAAUGCUCUGAUUCAGAAGCUCAGGUCAGCCUUGUUCAGCACACCCCAAAGAGAGAUAAGGGCCCACAGAACGCUCCUCCAAUUUUCCCAGCCGUCCCCGGUCGUCUUCCAGAUCAUGAAACUGUCAAGGAAUCAUGUAACAAGAGAAAUGACACCAAGCUCGAGCUGAUGAACAAAAUUUUCAACUUCGAUAGAGACGAUUUCUAUUCUCACCAGCGUCACAACCAGAACACUAAUAACUCCGUUCUCGGGACAUACCCCCAAAACAAGAUUGCCCGGGUUGCACGCUUUGAGAGAAUCCAGUUCACCAAAUCCAUCCGUACCAAGGUCACUACAAUGCAACACAAGUACUUCACUUUGCACGCAGAGCUUGUGGGUGUAUUGGGCAGUGGCUCAAAGGAGCAGCAUGUUGUGCUUGCUUCGGCCAAUACUCCGGGUUUGCUUGUCAGAGGCAGGUCUCCCUCCAAGUACCAUACAGAAAAAACAUCUGGUUACCGAGGUCCUAGCGAUUCUGAGAACUACAGUAUGUAA